AUGGCAGCCGCCGAGGUGGGCAAUCCCUCCAGCCUUGGCCCCGUAUCAGUAGCUUUCUGUUCCUCCUCCCGUUCCCAUACGCCUGCUCCUCUUGCCGGAUGCCUGUAUCGCCGUGCCACAAUCAGCGCCACAGUUGUGGCCACCAGCAGUCAAAACCCUUCCGUGGGGGGCGGGAGGUGGUCAAUGCCUGCACCUGUUGCUCCUCAGGCAACGGUAGCCGGCCUGUUGUUAAAUGUUAUUGUGGCCAAAGUCAGUAUUGUGUUGUGGCUAAAUUUUCUUUCCUUUGUGUUUUCAGAGUCCUUGAAGGAUAAGAAAUCAAAAAUUUAUGUUGGAAAUCUCCCCUUCGAUGUCACUGAGGUGGAGAUCGCAGUCUUGUUUCGGGAUUUCAACCUGAAGACGGUCAAGGUUCGGCAGAACUCUACGAGAAGUUUCGCCUUUGUCGAAUUGGCUUCCCCGGAGUUGGCUCUGUCUGCCAUACAGAAGCUCAACGGGAUCGUGAUGAAGGGGCAGCGGCUAAUUGUGGCCGAGGAGAAAAACCCGGACCCCAAGAAGAACCCCCUGGAGAUGCCGGAUUUGGAGCCAGUCUUUAAUGGAUUGUCUGUGGUCAGCAAUGCCCUCGUUCCAAAAUCUGAUGUCCAGGCCGUACCACCUCCAAAGAAGAAGAGCUUAUAUGCGGUUCCCCUGGAAAUGAGAAGUUCUUUCUUGGUGCAGAUGUUGCGGGACUGCUUUGUGGUCCUGGACUGGCUGGGAUCCAUCUGCAAGAUCUCUGGAGAAGCAGCCCUCCUUGUGACUGACACAGUGCCCCAGACACCGUACUUUUGGGCGAUUCAUCUCACGGAGGAAAGCCAUCGGGACAUGCAGAGGCUGUUCUCCAUUUUGGCAGAAGUUGAAUCCCAGAUGCCCUUCCUGCCGAAACAGGAAGUCCAGCGAGGAACGCGGUGUAUGGCGGAGUGCAUUGUGGGAGAGGAAGGUACCGCCUGGAAUAGAAACGUCCGGCAGAAGAAGGAUCCCAAGCCGACAGACAGGCCUUUGGGCCUCUUGCUCUCUUUCAGGUGCUGGGUUGUGGAUAAGGUGGGGAAUCUGGCCGUGGUGUUCUUUAUGGAUUUUGGCCACUCAGCCACCGUUCCUCUGAAUUCUCUACGGAGACUGAACAAGGACGACUUCUGGGCCAUUCAGCCUUUGGCUCAGCCGUUCAUGCUCCACGAAGAUGUUCUUCCUCCUCAGAUCAUGAUCCGUCAAAUCUUGAAAGGGAGAGUGGUACAGCAGUCAGAGACGGAGGCUCACAUCGCAAAGUUUGCCAAGACAAACUAGGAGAAAAGUCUUCAAGGAAUCCUCAACCGGGAUCUCGAGAAGGGACGUUCAGUUGUUGUUACUUUUUGUUUUGUCGAAGGUCGGGGCGAGGUUACGCUCCGGCUGUACUUUACUUCAUGGAUUUGCUUCUGUAACCGU
Sphaerodactylus townsendi is the source of this 1449-nucleotide messenger RNA. Its product is annotated as tudor domain-containing protein 10-like. Lineage: Eukaryota; Metazoa; Chordata; Lepidosauria; Squamata; Sphaerodactylidae. Bases 1 to 1311 code for a protein of 436 amino acids. The record is from RefSeq and is a predicted model, not a curated record. Gene Ontology annotation, cellular component: cytoplasm; nucleus. The transcript has 11 exons. Gene Ontology annotation, molecular function: mRNA binding.